GACAACAAGAGAAACGGUMCAGUAGGACACCUUUGUUAUCGGWCGAACAACUUCCAAGAAAGUUUUUKUCAUGCAUCUAAUAGAACCAAUGAGGCUCUAAAAGGAGGCUUAAGAAAAGCAUAGUAAUAUUCCCGMAAGAUGAUGGCAAAUAAUGUGAUCAACGGGCAAAUAAUUUUGGAAGAGGAAUACGAUGAGACGUAUGAACCAACGGAAAAUGAGGUUUUUGAGUAUGCACAAUUAAUAGGAAUCGACCCACAGAUCGAGAAAAACCUAUUAUGGAUAGCAAGGGAAGGAAUCGUUGCUCCACUGCCUCCAGAUUGGAAACCAUGCCAAGAUUCUCAAGGUGACAUCUACUAUUUCAAUUUUGGCACUGGCCAAAGUGUGUGGGAUCAUCCCUGCGAUGAAUACUAUCGGAAUAUGGUCAUUGAAGAGAGAGCAAAACAGAAGAAGAUGGGUGGUGGAGCGAAAAAAGACAAGAAAAAAGAUAAAAAGGAAAAUAAAAAAGAAAAUAAAAAACCUACCAAGACAUUAGAUCCUCCUUCAAAACAAAAGGGAGGUCUUGGYCUAUCACCUUUAAAGGGCGAGGCUCCUCUUGGUUCAUUGGCUCCUUUGAAAAGCAAUUCACCUGGACCACUUGGUAACUCUGUGAACAGUUCCUUUGGAGGGUCGUCAUUUGGUGUUGAUUCUUUGGGAGGUUCCCUUGGUGGUCCUAAAGGUUCCCUUGGAGGAACUGGUGGAUCCCGAUUUGGCAACAGUCUGACRUCAAAUCCAUUUCAGCAGAAAGUACUUGGGAAUAUUAAAAAUGGAGAUGAGGGAGUAAAAAGGCCAUCAAAGCAAGAUCCCUUGGAAUCUUCUACUGAGAAUGAUCCUGUUGUGAUCAAUUUAAAUACAUCUCUUGGUGACAGCAUCAACAUAAACCUGAUGGCUGAUUCUGAAAGUGAAGAUGAACUCGAGCUGAGCCCUUACAAGAAAGGAACAUUUGACUUUAAUGCACAUGACAUUGCUGCCUUAGGAUAUGAGGAAUCAGACAUUGAAGAGAGCUCAAACAUCAGGCAGCCCAAUACACCAUCAUUGAGUGACAUGGAUGAUGGAGAAGAAGUGGAUUUUGGUAUUAAUCCAACACUGUCUGAUAAACUUGAAGGAAUGAGCGCUGAUACCUUAAACUUGCAGAAAAUGUCUUUCACUAAUGACCUGAAUGCUAGUAAUGCCAAGACAAGUGAGGAUGACAGAGAAAUGAGAGCAAGAAUUCAAGCAGAGGCUGCAGAAAGGAGAGCUGCAUCUUUGAAAGGAGAAAGCACUGUGGAACAAGAACGUGAACAACUUGCAAGUGAAGCAGCAAAAACGCUAAAGGACUUGAGAGAGGCCAUGGAAAAAGAACUUGAAGAAGCAAAGCAAAAACUUGAAAAGGAAAAGCAGCAAUCCCUAAACAAGCUCAAGGAGAAAAUGAAGCAAGACGAAGAAAAAGAAGAAGAUAAACUUAAAGAUGAACAUGAAGCAGUCAUGAAGACCUUGAGAGCAAAAGCCAAAGAAGAUGCACUUGAUGAAGAGGCAAUGUUACAAGAAGGAAAACAAGAUGCUCUAAGAAAAAAGAAGCUUGAAAUUCAAAGAGAACAAGAAGAGGAAGAAACAAAACUCAGGAAAGAAAAAGAGGAGGCUAUUGAUCGCAUCAAGGAGGAGCUGGAAGAAGAGCAAGAACAGAUUGAAUCCAACCUCCACUCAGACCAAGAAAGAAGCUUAAAAAAUUUGCGCGAGAAACUUGCAAAGGAGUUUGAGGACAAGAAAAAGCUGAUAAAUGACRAACAACAGGCUUCUUUAGAUGAAUUAAAAGAGAAACUUGAAACAGACAAAGAAUUGACAAUCGAGAAGUUACAGCAAGAAAACGCAUAUAAAYUGCAGCAAAAAAAGAAUGAAUUGAUUGAGAAACAUGAAAAGGCAAUGGAGGAUGUACUCAGUGAGCUUGACCAAGUUCAAAGCGACGAACUGAAUGAAAACAAGAAAGCUUUAACUCGUGCAAGAGCAUCUUAUGAUGAGCAGUUAGACUCUCUUGAUGCUGAGAUGGAAGACGAAUUUAUGAGCAAGAAAAGUGAUCUUGAGGCGAAAUAUGAACAACAACUUGAGUCUGUCAGAGCCGAGUGCGAAAAGAAGAUAUUUCGCUUGAAACAAGAAUGGAAAGAACAGGAAAACAAAGAAAAGUAUGAAUUGGAAGAAAAGUGGGACAGUGAGAAAGAAGCGUUAGUCCAAGAACAUGAAAAAAUCAUGUCUGAACUUAGAAGAGAUUGCGAAGGGAAGAGAAAAUUGCUWCAGGAMGAUUGGGAAAGCUUGUCAUCCAACCUGACUAAUGAAAAAGGAGAACUAGAAAUGCAGAGACAAGAACAAGAAAAACUACGCAAAGAGUUAGAGAAAAACGAACAAGAGUUGAAACAACAGGAAAUUGAAAUUGAACGUCGAAAAGAAGAACUUGCUGCCGAGCGUGAAAGCUUGCUUAUGCAAAAUAACGAGUCCCUGGCUGACGAAGUAAGACUUGCUGCUGCUAAACAUGAAAACAUGACGUCUGAGCUAAAGCAACUUGAAGACCGUGGAAAACAAAGCAAACAAGAAAUUCAAAGACUUGAAAAGCAAAAAUCCAAACUUCAUGAAGAAAUUAAACAACUCAAUGAGAGCAAAGAUAAGCUACACAGCAAUAUAGAUGAUAUGAAGUCGAGAUACCAAAAGAUGCAGCAAAAUUACAAGCGACAGGAACAGGAUUUUAACGAUUUAAAGAAAAAGCAAGAGUCUUUAGAAGCAAARCUGCAAGACAUGAACAGAGAUGUAGAUUUGGAUGACACACUAGUAGAUGAAGAGGAUGAUGAACCAACCAAGUCAAGGCCGGCAGCGGGAAGGGUUAGCAAGAAAGAAGCAUUGCUGUUAGAAGACCUCGAGCCUAAGGGAGUGUCUGCCUUCAAGAGAGAUAACCNAAAAAAAUCGUAUUUAUUAUGCACAUAUUAG
Messenger RNA from Exaiptasia diaphana, 2985 nucleotides. RefSeq names its product centrosomal protein of 164 kDa. The transcript has 23 exons. The coding region runs from base 139 to 2985 and encodes 948 amino acids. Gene Ontology annotation, molecular function: protein binding. NCBI's taxonomy places the organism in Eukaryota, Metazoa, Cnidaria, Anthozoa, Actiniaria, Aiptasiidae. The record is from RefSeq and is a predicted model, not a curated record.